Molecule: messenger RNA, 2355 nt
Organism: Aegilops tauschii subsp. strangulata
Lineage: Eukaryota; Viridiplantae; Streptophyta; Magnoliopsida; Poales; Poaceae
Product: very-long-chain aldehyde decarbonylase GL1-3
Biological process (GO): lipid biosynthetic process
Molecular function (GO): iron ion binding; oxidoreductase activity
Source: RefSeq, a predicted model, not a curated record
CUAACCAGUAACCACCAACGCGUCGAGAGUAUUACCAACACGAAAUGGGAAGGCUGUCGUUGAAUUCUUCUCCUCCUCCGGCCCUCUCGUGGGCUUUAUAAGUAGCGAGACGCCGGCGGGUAUCAGACCCCAGAGCAAAACACGGUUGCGUAGGAGGAGAGAGCAGGCGAGACACAAUCCCGCCACUGAAAAAAGUCUCUCCCUCUCCAUCCUCCUCGUCUCCGGCCGGCUGCGGCGGCCAUGGGCGCUCCUCUGUCCUCCUGGCCGUGGGCAGGCCUAGGCGCAUACAAGUACGUGCUGUACGGGCCGCUGGUGGCGAAGGUGGCGCAGGAGUGGCGGGAGCAGGGCGGCGCGCCGACGGACUCGUGGUGCCUCCACCUGCUGCUCCUGCUGGCGCUCCGGUCGCUCAUCCACCAGCUCUGGUUCUCCUACGCCAACAUGCUCUUCUUCACCCGCCGCCGCCGCGUCGUCCCGGACGGCGUCGACUUCCACCAGAUCGACGCCGAGUGGGACUGGGAUAACAUGGUGAUCAUGCAGACGCUGCUGGGGGCCAUGGCGAUCAGCAGCCCGCUGUUCCCGGCGAUGAGCGAGCUCCGGGCCUGGGACCCGCGGGGGUGGGCGGUGGCGCUGCUGCUGCACGUCGCCGUCUCGGAGCCCGGGUUCCGGUGGGCCCACCGGGCGCUCCACCGGGGCCCGCUCUUCAGCCGGUACCACUCCAAGCACCACUCGUCCCCGGUCACCCAGCCCCUCACCUCUGCGUACGGCACGCCGCUGGAGAGCCUGGUCCUGACGCUGGCGAUGGCGGCGCCGCUCGCCGGGGCCUUCCUGGUCGGCGCUGGGUCAGUGAGCCUGGUCUACGGCCACAUCUUCGCCUUCGACUACCUCCGGUGCAUGGGGUACAGCAACGUGGAGGUCAUCUCCCACAGGGCCUUCCAGGCCUUCCCGCUCCUCCGAUACCUCAUCUACACCCCAACGUACCUGAGCCUGCACCACCAGGAGAAGGACUCCAACUUCUGCCUCUUCAUGCCGCUCUUCGACCUCCUCGGCGGCACCGUGCACCCCAGGUCCUGGGAGCUCCAGAAGGAGGUCGACCAAGGGAAGAACGACCGGGUGCCGGACUUCGUGUUCCUGGCGCACGUGGUGGACGUGGUGUCCUCCAUGCACGUGCCGUUCGCGUUCCGGGCGUGCAGCUCGCAGCCCUGGACGACGCGCCUCGUGCUGCUCCCGCUCUGGCCCAUCGCCUUCUGCCUCAUGGUGCUCCAGGUGCUCUGCUCCAAGACCUUCACCGUCAGCUUCUACUGCCUCCGCGGCGCGCUCCACCAGACCUGGACCAUCCCGCGCUACAGCUUCCAGUACUUCAUCCCGCCCAUGAAGGACGGCAUCAACCGCCAGAUCGAGCUCGCCAUCCUCAGGGCGGACAGGAUGGGCGUCAAGGUGCUCAGCCUCGCCGCGCUCAACAAGAACGAGGCGCUCAACGGCGGCGGCACGCUCUUCGUCGACCGGCACCCCGACCUCAGGGUGAGGGUGGUGCAUGGUAACACGCUCACCGCCGCCGUGAUACUUAACGAGAUCCCGGGGAGUGUCAAGGAAGUGUUCCUCACCGGCGCCACCUCCAAGCUCGGCCGGGCCAUCGCGCUCUACCUCUGCCGGAAGAGGAUCAGAGUCCUGAUGCUGACGCUGUCGUCGGAGCGGUUCCUGAAGAUCCAGAGGGAGGCGCCGGCGGAGUUCCAGCAGUACCUGGUGCAGGUCACCAAGUACCACGCCGCCAAGACCGUCAAGACGUGGCUGGUGGGGAAGUGGCUGUCGCCGAGGGAGCAGCGGUGGGCGCCGGCGGGCACGCACUUCCACCAGUUCGUGGUGCCGCCGGUGAUCGAGUUCCGGCGGGACUGCACCUACGGCAAGCUGGCGGCCAUGCGGCUGCCCAAGGACGUGCAGGGGCUCGGGUCCUGCGAGUACACGAUGGAGCGCGGGGUGGUGCACGCGUGCCACGCCGGCGGGGUGGUGCACUGCCUGGAGGGGUGGGAGCACCACGAGGUGGGCGCCAUCGACGUCGACCGCAUCGACGUCGUCUGGAAGGCGGCGCUCAGGCACGGCCUCUCGCCGCCGUGACGCCGGCCACGAGCCUCUGUAUGUACUGUACGUGCACGGCGGCCGGAAUAACGCGCCGACUGCCCGUUGGAACGUUGGGUGUGCGUGCGUGUGUUGAUAUACUUGAUAAGUUGAUGAUGUAGCCUUGGAUGGUCACGUGUUAUGUAAUAUACGUAGUACGAAUACCGCAAGAGCGACAGGAGACGGCUUGUUUGUAACUCCGUGACACCAGAAAGAAAUGUGAUGGGAGAUCGUUUCGACGCUCUA